Molecule: messenger RNA, 1159 nt
Organism: Symbiodinium pilosum
Lineage: Eukaryota; Dinophyceae; Suessiales; Symbiodiniaceae
Source: the annotation of a GenBank genome assembly
ACUUUCGCACAAAGACGCGAUCUGACACUUGCGGCUCUCUUUGUUACCUACAUCGUGACCUGCCUUGCUGUGCCUGUGGCUUUCUACGACAAGCUGGAUUGUGAAGAAGGACUCCCGUGGGAGAUCCACUUCAUUUUCCUAAGCGUGUUUCUGCUGACCAAAGGCUGCGAACUCUAUUUCUACCGGACAGACCCAGGUCUGUCCGGACCUCUGCCGGUGUUCACUCCUGGGAGCCUCUUUGGCAUCACUGGUGGCUUCGCCUUCAAGUUCACGAUGUCCUUCAUGGCCUACUUUGAUGGCUACCAGGAUGCGCUCGCCACCGCGACCGCUUUUCGCUGCGAACACCCAGUGUCUCAAGAGCUGGCUCCAUAUAUGAUGGGCUAUUUCAUGAUCGGCGUUGUGGCACUGCAAUGGGGCUUUGUGGCUUACUUAGCGUUGCAGGACCCAACGAGGGGCUGUGCCUACAAGCUGUUACACAUGGAGACGGUCUGCGCGCGGCUGACGUUGCCCCCUUCGCACAAGAAGACCUGGGUACUGAUCCAGGCGGCGCGCACAGUAGGAGAAGACAUCCCGCAGAGCUUGACCCAGGGCCUCUUUGUUUAUUUGGUCAAGGGCAAGCCCUUCAUGAUCCUCUCCAUCUGCUGUUCCGUGGGAAGCUCUCUGAUGGCCGCAAAGGAUGCCCUAACGCGGCGUUUGCUGGCUUCCGGAGAUGUCCAGAAGCAAGCCCUCUUGCAAGCAGCCGAUGAGCAUGUUCAGAGCUUCUACUGCUCCGUGAGUUUUGCUGACCAAAUGGGCAUCUCCAAGGUGGUGGUGGUGACGAGAUCGGGCCGGCAGAGCCGUUUGUUCGGCGGUCGUGAGGAGUGCGACCAGGCCCUCGUCCUGAGGACUUCCGAGUACAUCACGCAGGUUCGUGUGGCCCAUCACGGGCAGGUGGUGUGGUGUCACCAUCUCCAAGCCAUCGAGGUCACAACCAGUGAGAAUCGCACACGGUUCUUUGGCCGGCAGGUCCCGUCGUUUGAUUUCGUGCGACGAGCUGACGAGGGCAAGCAGAUAGUGAGUCUGCAGACAAAGGUCGACCGCAACGGCGUCAGGAUUCUCGACAUCGUUCAAGCCAAGAUCCCGCUCAUGCUCACGCGCAAGAACCCAGAACCAAGCGAAG